Bipolaris victoriae FI3 is the source of this 1443-nucleotide messenger RNA. Its product is annotated as lytic polysaccharide monooxygenase. The annotation marks the transcript as partial. The transcript is spliced from 4 exons. Lineage: Eukaryota; Fungi; Ascomycota; Dothideomycetes; Pleosporales; Pleosporaceae. The record is from RefSeq and is a predicted model, not a curated record.
CUGGCCUCUGCACCAGUGGCUUUGUCUCACACUGUCUUCAGUGACAUCUAUGUCAACGGGGUUCCACAGGGCGAUGGAGUUGCUAUGCGCAUGAGCAACGACCCACCACGCUCCACUUAUCCCAUUCGCAGCCUUGGCAGUGACGACAUGGCCUGCAAUGUCGGAGGAACGAAGGGUGUCUCUCGUGUACAGUCGGUCCCGGACGGUGCAACACUCACAUUCGAGAUCCGUGCUUCACCCAAAGAUCCCUCCAAGGGGCGCCUUGAGCGCGGCCACAAGGGUCCUUGUGCUGUCUACCUCAAGAAGGUUGCUUCCGCCAUUGAGGACAAAGGUGCUGGUGAUGGCUGGUUCAAGAUUUUUGAGCACGGCUACGACUCCUCUAGCGACAGCUGGUGCUCCGACAAGGUCAUCGACAACAACGGCCUCCUCAACGUGAAGAUUCCCACUGGUCUUGAGCGUGGUUAUUACCUCGCCCGUCCGGAGCUCCUCGCUCUCCACAACGCUAAAGACGGCGACCCUCAGUUCUACACUAGCUGCGCCCAGAUCUUCCUUGAGAGCGACGGCAACCUCGUCCCUGAGUCCACGGUCUCUAUCCCCGGAUACGUCGACUACGGCCAGCCCAGCACCAGCUUCGACAUCUACAACCGUGACAAGUCGACCUACGAGCUCCCCGGUCCGAAGCUCGCAAAGCUGACCGCCAAGUCUGCUCAGAACGCCAAGUCCGGCCAAACCACCCAAACCGAGGGCCAGAAACCCACCGGCUGCCUCGUCGAGAACGCAAACUGGUGUGGUGUCGAAGUUGCCGACUAUAGCGACGAGAAGGGCUGCUGGGCCUCCAGCAAGCAGUGCUGGCAGCAGGCCAAUAAGUGCUUCGAUACUGCCCCCAUCACAGGAAGCGCAGGCUGCAAGCUCUGGCAGACCAAGUGCCAGGGCAUCAACGACGCAUGCAAAGCCCGCAAGUUCCAGGGCCCGCCUAACAAGAACAGGGUCCUUGUGCAGGAGAAGAAGAAGAUUAAUGUCGGCGCUAUGCUCUCGGGUGGCAUCGACUCGUCCAACGUUGACACAACCCCUAAGGAGACUCCUAAGAAGACUUCUACUCCCCCCACUAAGGCGACCAGCGCUGUGCCCGUUGCGCAGAAGCCCGUCGCUACUUGUUCAUCCUCCGCCGCCGCACCAACCAACAACAUUGGCGACUACUCUACCCCCGACAUUAUCGGUUCGGAUGAGGAUCCUGCGCCUAGUGAGCCUAAGUCCAGGGUCGACGCUGAGGCGCCUAAGGCUACAUCCACCCAGAAGUCACCCUCCUACGACGCCGCGCCUGCACCUACACCUGCUCCUGAUGUUCCUUCGUCCGAAGGCGGCCGCUUCAGCUGCAGAGAGGGCGUUGUCUGCGUCACUAUCACUGAAAUCGAGACCGUGGUAGAGUAUGUAACGGUCACUGCU